Messenger RNA from Aspergillus aculeatus ATCC 16872, 2481 nucleotides. RefSeq lists its product as uncharacterized. Gene Ontology annotation, cellular component: cytoplasm. Gene Ontology annotation, molecular function: calcium-dependent cysteine-type endopeptidase activity. NCBI's taxonomy places the organism in Eukaryota, Fungi, Ascomycota, Eurotiomycetes, Eurotiales, Aspergillaceae. The transcript is spliced from 2 exons. The record is from RefSeq and is a predicted model, not a curated record. Gene Ontology annotation, biological process: proteolysis. The annotation marks the transcript as partial.
AUGACCACCCCGCAAGCGCCAGACCCCUCCAACCCCAGAACCCCCCAAGCAACCCUGACCGCAUUCUGGAACAGCUUCAUCACCAAAACGCCAGGCAAAGUCACCACCAUCUUUCCCCAGAGCCUCUACGCGGAUCUCCUCCCGUCGCAACAAGAACUCCCGGGCCAAUCAGCCGCGCGCAAUGCAGCGGAGAGCUACGAGGCGGCCGCCCGCCAGUGCCGGGCGGAGGUCCAGCGCAUCGUGCGGGAGUGCCACCGCAUGAACGAGAAGUUCACGGACCCGGACUUUGACAUUGAGAAUGAUCGCGAGUUGGAGCUGUGGAAUUGCCUGCGCGGGUUGGUGCGGGGGGGAAAAUUUGGCGGGGAGGGGAGGGGAGUGUCUUUGGGUGCUGCACGAGGGAGGAAUGGUGCUGCGGGAGGCAGGAGGGAUGGUGUGAGGGGGAAGGGUGGUAGGGGGUCUGGUACGAAGGCGGAUGAUGACUGGCGGUCCAGCAGCUCCUCCUCUUCCUCCGAUGACAACGCUGACGAGGAAGAGGGCGUCCCUGGCUCCGUCCACCGCGUCGACUGGAUCUUCGAGGACCCCCAGUUCACGAUCGACGGGUACUCCAACACGGACAUCAAGCAGGGCGCCAACGGCGACUGCUGGUGGCUGGCGGCGGUGGCGACGAUCUGCAACCGGCAGGACCUGAUGGAGCGGAUCUGCCUGGCGCGCGACGAGGAGUGCGGCGUCUACGGCUUCAUCUUCUACCGCGACGGCGAGUGGGUGUCGACUGUGGUGGACGAUAACCUGUACCUGUCCCACGAGGACUUUGACUUCUACGGCGAUCGCUACGACAGCACGGGCCGGCUGGCGCGGCAGUACCGCAAGCGGCAUCAGACGGGCUCCGAGGCGCUGUAUUUCGCCAAGUGCUCCGACGCUAAUGAGACCUGGCUGCCGUUGCUGGAGAAGGCGUAUGCCAAGGUGCAUGGCGAUUAUGAGGCGCUCUCCGGCGGUUGGUCCGGCGAGGCGGUCGAGGAUAUGACUGGCGGCGUGACGACGACGAUCGCGACGAAUAAGGUGCUCAACAAGAAUACACUGUGGAAAGAGUUGGUGAAUGCGGAGCGGAAUUUUGUGUUUGCUGCGUCGGCGCUGGGGACGGGCAGAGAGUGGACGCGCGGGGGGCUGGCGCUGGGGCAUGCGUAUUCCAUUCUCCGGGCGACGGAGGAGGAAGAUGAGAAUGGGAAGAAGGUGCAGUUGGUGCUGGUCAGGAACCCCUGGGGAGAGAGGAAUACCGGCGGGGUCGGGGAGUGGAAUGGCCCCUGGAGCGAUGGCUCGCGCGAGUGGACCCCCUACUGGCUUCAGAAACUGCAGCACCGAUUCGGAGACGACGGCAUGUUCUGGAUGGCCUAUGAGGAUCUGCUCUCGACGUUCGUGUUUCUGCAUCGGACGCGCAUCUUCGACGAGACGUGGACAGUGGUCCAGCGGUGGACGAGCGUCAGCGUCCCUUGGAUUGAAGGAUAUCUUCGAACCAAGUUCGUGGUCGAGAUCAGGGCAGCUGGCCCUGUGGUUUUCGUUCUCUCUGAGGAGGAGAAUGCGAAACCCGGACAGCACUUAUUGCUAGUGCGGCCGGUUCAGUGCCGGGGCAAUCGCUCGAUCAGUGCGGAGGUUAAGCUUGAGCCCGGCAGAUACGAGAUUCUUAUCAAGCUUCUCGCAACCAGAGACUCCGAUCAGAAGAACGUGGAAGAUGUGGUGAAGAAGUGGGUGGAGAAGAAUCCCCAGAAGCUGAAACAAGUUGCCAUGAAUUACGACCUGGCAAAUGCUAAAGUUCAAUCUGGGAACCAUAAGGAAGCUCAGAUCAAGGCAUCAAAUGCGACCGGCGAGACUGCAAAGGAAGAAGCUAGCAAGAGUGAGGCUGGCAAGGGUGACGCUGUCCAGGAUGAGAUCGGCAAAGUUGAAGCCGGUAAGGAUAAAUCUGAAUCUACUGAGUCGGCCAGCGAUAAGCCUGAACACGAUCAGUCUGCACAGAAGGCAGACGUGGAGAAAGCAGAAAGUGCUCAGCAUGAUCAUGAUGUCAGCAAGGAGGAGAUUCUCCAAAGAGAAGGUCACGCUGCAGAGCCUUCACCUGCAGAGCCUUCACCUGCAGUGCUUCAAACACCUGGUUCAUCAGAAGGGUUUCAUGAGGACAAGGGCAAAGACACUAAAAAGCAUAACGAAGAAAAGGUGCAAGAAGAUACAAAGCACCUUGACAGACAGAAUGAAGACAAGAAACAUGAAGAUAAUAAUGAUAAUGAGAAGAAGCAUGAUGACAAACACCACGACAAGAAGGAUGUGGAUAAGAAAGACGACAAACAGGACGAUGACAAGAAAGACCAAGAUAAGGAAGAAGCAACUCCCCAUGAGCAGCCAGUUGAUACAGAUGGCAGUUCACCAUCAGCAUGGAAUGCAAUCUGCGUGCUUGGCUUGCGGGUCUAUGCCUGUGAUCCCCAAGUUAGUAUCGAGCUU